Formica exsecta is the source of this 1416-nucleotide messenger RNA. Its product is annotated as transmembrane protein 19. Gene Ontology annotation, cellular component: membrane. Bases 338 to 1366 code for a protein of 342 amino acids. The transcript has 6 exons. Lineage: Eukaryota; Metazoa; Arthropoda; Insecta; Hymenoptera; Formicidae. The record is from RefSeq and is a predicted model, not a curated record.
CGUAACAUUUGUAUUCCGCGCAAAGUGCAGGAGAGGUGCAGUUGGAAAGAACAGAUCUUACACGUGUCGCGUCUAUACAUCAUUGUGAAAAUACCAUUAUUUCAUCUUGUUUGUUCUAAAAAAAAAAUCAUUUAACAACACGUCCUAUAAGCGUGGUGCUGUGUCACGAGAAGGACAAGUAUUCGUAAAGGGAAAAGUUAUUCCCUUGUUUUCUCAUAUGUUGUGUUGAUGUCCCGCGUGUAUUUUUCGAAACAACUUUUAGUUUUCCUGCAAAAAUUGCACAGUUUUUCAGAUCGAUUUAUUGUGACUGAUCGGAUUUAUACAAGCUUUUCGUAAUAUGAUUUCUCUUGGAAAUCACGAAGAGACCCGGCACUCUCGCGUCUUAAUGCCGGUGUUCCUGAGUGCCUGCGCGAUUCCGAUCUCGAUGCUCUUCUGGAUAGUAAACGUAGCUUACUCGAUACUAUGGCCAGACACCAGAAACUUCACGGAAGAACACUCAGUUAUCUCACCUUGGAGAUGGUUGGCAGCAGUCUUUAUUCCAUUGUUGUUCAUGUUCUGGGGCUUGCGUAGAAAAAGUCUGCAUGUCAGUGGUGCAAUUUUUGGUCUCUUCGUGGGUUUUAUCUUGACACUCUCGAGCUUUGCUCACUUAUCAGCUCUUGCGACGUUUUUUGUCACUGGAUCGAAAGUGACAAAGUUUCGGUCCGAACAAAAGAAAAAACUUGAAGCUGAUUUCAAGGAAGGUGGCCAACGGACCUGGAUACAAGUACUGUGUAAUAGUGGUAUGGCUACACAAUUGGCUCUAUUAUACCUUUUGGAUAUCGGAAGCGGAGAAAGGCCCAUCGACUUUGACAAGGAAUAUCGAAGCUCGUGGUUGUCCAUUGGGAUAUUAGGAGCAUUUGCGUGUUGCAAUGGUGAUACAUGGGCUUCAGAGUUGGGUACAGUGAUUGGCACAGGCGACCCUUUCCUCAUUACAACAAGAAAAAGGGUGCCAAGAGGAACAAAUGGUGGUGUAUCAUGGAUAGGUCUGUUAUGUUCCACCAUUGGCGGUUUAAUAGUUGGGCUUAUCUAUUAUAUUGUGAUAUUAAAUACUGUCGAUACGGCUGUGUUACAACUAGCAGCACCACAGUGGCCUAUCAUAAUUAUCGCAGGAUUCGCAGGCUAUUUUGGCUCCAUUUUAGAUUCCGUCCUCGGUGCGACUUUACAAUAUUCAGGAAUGGAUGAAAAAGGUUUUAUAGUAGACCGGCCGGGAAAAGGUGUAAGACAUAUUUGUGGUAAACAACUCCUAGAUAAUCACAGUGUUAAUCUCCUUUCUAGUAUUGGUAUCGCUCUUGUUCUUCCGAGAAUAGCCAAUAUUUUCUGGCCAUAAAAUUUCAGAUUUAUUUAAAAACAUAAUAUUAAAUUAUUAAUAUUUUGUUA